Syngnathoides biaculeatus (alligator pipefish) is the source of this 2347-nucleotide messenger RNA. It is a transcript of the gene hhatla, whose product is annotated as hedgehog acyltransferase like, a. The record is from RefSeq and is a predicted model, not a curated record. Gene Ontology annotation, biological process: negative regulation of N-terminal protein palmitoylation. Bases 71 to 1624 code for a protein of 517 amino acids. Gene Ontology annotation, molecular function: acyltransferase activity. Lineage: Eukaryota; Metazoa; Chordata; Actinopteri; Syngnathiformes; Syngnathidae. The transcript has 14 exons. Gene Ontology annotation, cellular component: endoplasmic reticulum.
UGUGCUGCACCCCCUUACAUCCCAAGGAGACGGUCUCCAUUGGCUGUGUGGAGCGGACACCAGAUCCACCAUGGGGAUCAAGGCUGGCCUCCCCAGAUAUGAGCUGUAUCUCUACACUGCUGUACUCUCUGGGGCGUUGGCAUGGGCUGCCAGUUGGAUAGUUGAGGCUUCAAGUGAGAACAUCAGCAGAAAGGCAUUCAAAGAAAGUAUAAAACCAGGAUGGUAUUACUUCGGAAGGAAAAUGGAUGUUGCAGACUUUGAAUGGGUGAUGUGGUUCUCAACAUUCCGCAAUCAGAUCCUUUUUGUUCUCACCGGUCAUGUGAUUUUUGCCAAGAUCUUCACCUUGCUGGCCCAAAAGAUUGGUGUAGAUGGAUGUAAGCACCGAUCACUCAUCUUCUGUGUGUACGGUGGUUUGGCGGUAUUGGUCACCAUGGGCUGGACCUUCAUGGCUUUAGUUCUCUCUCACUGCAUCAUACUGUACAGUAUUGCCAUGACUAAGAUGAAAUGGAUGUGCUACGCUGCAGGCCUGGCCACACUAGCUUCCAUCAAGAUGGAGCCCUAUAACUCCUGGCAGGAAACAUUGGUGACUGGCUCUUUCGACCUGCAAGACAUCCUCUUUUAUGGAGGUUGCGGCUUCACCAUCAUGCGCUGUAUGAGCUUUGCUUUGGAGAACUGUGAGAGGAAGGAUGGUAACUACACUUUCUGUGACCUGCUGAAAUACAACUUCUACCUCCCCUUCUUCUUCUUUGGACCUGUUAUGACUUUUGACAAGUAUCACACCCAGGCAAACAAGGCCAAGCUAACGCGCAAGGAAAGAGAGAUUUGGAACAUCACUACCAAGGCUGUGUUGCACCUGGCAAUAAUUCUCACAGUGGAUGUUUUCUUCCACUACCUCUACAUUUUGACAAUCCCCAGUGACAUGAAGCUGGUGACCAAACUUUCUGACUGGUGUCUAGCUGGACUGGCUUACUCCAACCUGGUGUAUGACUGGUUAAAAUCAGCCGUGAUGUUUGGAGUGAUUAACACCGUGGCAACACUGGACCACCUAGACCCUCCUCAGCCUCCAAAGUGUAUCACAAUGCUGUAUGUCUUUGCUGAGACGCAUUUUGACAGAGGCAUCAAUGACUGGCUAUGCAAGUAUGUUUAUGACUACAUUGGUGGAGAUCAUGAUAAAGUCUUCAAAGAGCUCCUGGCCACCACGAGCACCUUUGCUAUCACCACCCUAUGGCUUGGCCCAUCGGAACUGGUUUAUAUCUGGUCCUUUUUUAACUGCUUUGGCCUCAAUUUUGAGCUUUGGGUGGGAAAGUUCUUCUCUCUUCCACCAUUUUCUACCAUAGAGGGUUUUAUGGGUGAAGCCAUGUCACGUAGGAUCCGAGGAUUGUUCAACGCUGCCAAUUUCUGGGCCAUCAUCCUCUACAAUGUUCUUUCCCUGAACAGUUUGGAAUUUGCCAAACUGGUUGGAAGAAGAUUGAUUUUCAAAGGUUUUCCCCUGUCUACACUGUCGGUGUUAUCAGUGACCUACUGUGGAGUACAGCUUGUCAAAGAGCAUGAACGACAGCGAGCACUGCUGGAGGAUGUGCAGCGAGUUAAACCACUAGAUGGUGGCAAAGAAAAGGCAGAAUAAACUGACGUCCAAGUCAAUGCUCCCAAACAUUUGAUACAUCUGCAGCCUUCAAAACACAACCGGACUCCAACAGCCGGGUUGUGACUUAGAGUAGGUUGGUGACAAUACAGUGUAUUUGCUAUCGUUGGUCAGAAGAUUCACAAAGUGCACUUCCAGGUGACAAUUAUCACCAUCUUUGGCACAAAGUCCCAAAUAUUGUCGAGUGUAUGCAAAUUACACAGUAUUUACAGGAACAACCACUCAGAGUUUGUAGUUGUUUUCAGUUAUAAUUUACUUCCCUCAAAUUCAAGCAUCUCUUUAGUUAUAAAUAUGACAAAAAAAUCUGAGGGCUUAUACUUGGUGGGAAAGUGUCUUACACUUUAACCAAACACAAUGUUUUAAGGGCUAAACGUGACAGUAUGUUACCACUAAUGGAUUGCAAUGGAAGCAAGAAUAAAACAAACGGUGCUGUGGAGUCGUCCACACCGCAUGCAGCUAAUUCUACUUUGUUGUAUUUGUUCCAGAGACUCAAGGCAUGAUACAGGCCAUAAUGCUUAGUAAUAUCGACCAAGAAUGUGUUGGAUCUUGUUGAAUGUGAAGUGUCCCCACUGGCAAAAGACAGCCACUGUUAUGAAAAUGGGAACUGAUUGUCGGAGUGACUUUUCUGCAAUCUCUUCCUUCUUUUUGCACUUAGCAAUGAAAGGCAUUGUUGCCUUUUGCACCUGACCCCAAAGUCUGCUUUUC